This is a messenger RNA of Triticum aestivum (bread wheat), 752 nucleotides long. RefSeq names its product BTB/POZ and MATH domain-containing protein 1-like. The record is from RefSeq and is a predicted model, not a curated record. Lineage: Eukaryota; Viridiplantae; Streptophyta; Magnoliopsida; Poales; Poaceae. Gene Ontology annotation, biological process: protein ubiquitination. Bases 15 to 701 code for a protein of 228 amino acids. Gene Ontology annotation, molecular function: protein binding. The transcript has a single exon.
UGGUAGAGUCCACCAUGUCGUCACAGGAAAGCGACAUCGUCUCCGCCUCCACCAUCUCCACUACGGCGACCACCGGCGGCUGCCACCUGCUCAAAAUCGCCGGCUACUCGCAGAGCAAGCAGCUCCGCAAUGGCGCGAAGCUGCGAUCAUGCGAGUUCGAGGCAGCCGGGUGCUCGUGGUGCAUCGUGUACUACCCACGACCCUUGAAAAACACCGAGUACGUCGCCCUCGCCCUCAAGCUCACCACCGAGCGCGUCAGCCAGCCGAUCAACGCCACCGUCCGGCUCACGCUGGUCCCUCACCACGGCAAGCCGGCGCCGGCCACGCCGCACUAUCUUAGCCACCGAUCGAGCUUCGAUCACACGGGCGAUUUCUGGUUCUACCCGCUCAUCACAAGGGAGGAGCUGGAGAGCUCCGAGUACCUCGUGGACGACUGCUUCUCCGUCCGGUGCGACAUACAUGUCAUCAGCACGUCGGCGGUGGCGGACGAGGUCGUGCAGGCGCAUGACCUGGAGAGGAUGGGGCUGGCCUGCGCCUGCACGGACGAGCUUUGCACGCGCCGCCACGCGUCAAGCUGGGCCUUGGAGAAGGAGAAGCCUUACGCCUCGGCGUCCACGACGUCGGUGCAACGCCGGUCCGCGACGUCGGUGCAGGGCCGCAUUAAAUCAAUCUGGUUUCGCCUCUUCGGCCGUAAACAUUAGUUUUUGUUUCCAGGAAGUACAUGUUAGCAAUUUAUGAGUAUUAUACACGGU